GCAGCUUCCACGCCUGUUGCCCGGAGACGAGGUCUGGGUCGCGCCGACACCGGGAGCUAACGGGUCUUGGAGGAGAGGGCGAGUAGAAGGUCUCAAAGGCGAACGAAGCUACGACGUAAGAGUUGGGGAUAGUCUAUUUCGACGCAACCGGGUGCAGUUAAGGAGACAACGUGGUGAACAAGCACGGCAUCGUGCGAAGCAGCCAACGCAGCCGGACAUUUCGGUGGAUACGGCAGCACACGACCACAAGACUACACGCAGUGGAAGGCGAUACAGCGCUUACGCAAUCGGACUACAAAAAAAACGAAAAAAGGAAGGAUGUGAUGGUAGCUUACGUGCCAAACCGCCAGCCAACAGCGCGAACUGGUUUCCACCAAUCGGCAACACAAUCGGAGAUCGCAAUCAGUUCGCGGCACCGCCAACCAGUGGCGCACACAAGCUACCGAUCGGACGAACAGACCAACGGCUCGGCAAAGCGUCUGGCAAACAAGCGUGGUCCGAAUAUCCAAUCAAAACCCGAGACGGCUCGCAAACGAGUAAGCGACGUUAAGGGGAUCGAGGACUUGCAUCAGACGCCUGACCAAUCAGCGUCACGUCAAUCCGGUACGCGAACGACCGUCCAUAGGCCAGAAAGAGCAGGCACUGAACCGAAACCCAUCGGCCGAUUGGUUUUUGAUCGUCAAGACACAGCAUGGGGAACCAAUUGUAGCAAAUGCCAUGGACGAAUUACGACCGAACGAUUGGAGGCGAAACGCCCAGGAUCAAAGGACACUGGCAAAUGGAGACAAAUGCAUGAAAGUGUAGUAGCCGAAUAGAAACGGGCGCAGAAAAUGGUCAUAUCUGAUAUAAAAAGAAAGCAAUUCUCGCCAAUAAAGAUUUUCGUGUCGCCGCCACCUGUUGUUCUUUCUGCCGGAGGGCCGCACGUUUUACAUGGCGACAGAGGACAAGAAGACACGCCGAACCCCGCAUGCGUUUGGUGGACAACCAACGAUUCCGCUGCCAGCUCCGUUGCAAAUGACCGAGAGUUCGUUGCCGGAGAAUUGGAGAAUAUGGAAGGCGAAGUGGCUAGACUUUGU
Molecule: messenger RNA, 1076 nt
Organism: Dicrocoelium dendriticum
Lineage: Eukaryota; Metazoa; Platyhelminthes; Trematoda; Plagiorchiida; Dicrocoeliidae
Source: the annotation of a GenBank genome assembly